Messenger RNA from Mangifera indica (mango), 2941 nucleotides. Its product is annotated as DNA ligase 1-like. Lineage: Eukaryota; Viridiplantae; Streptophyta; Magnoliopsida; Sapindales; Anacardiaceae. Gene Ontology annotation, cellular component: mitochondrion; nucleus. The record is from RefSeq and is a predicted model, not a curated record. Gene Ontology annotation, biological process: lagging strand elongation; DNA repair; DNA biosynthetic process. The coding region runs from base 158 to 2566 and encodes 802 amino acids. Gene Ontology annotation, molecular function: DNA ligase (ATP) activity; DNA binding; ATP binding. The transcript has 17 exons.
UAUUUUUAUUUCUUCUAGCUCCACUCAACAUUUUCAGACGGUCAUGCCAAAAUCCCUAAAUAAAUUCUCUGUAAGUAACCAAACUCCCGCCACUUUGCUUCACUCUCUCAUCUUCUGCACAACACUCGUCUUCACUUCGCUUCUUCCUGAUAGUUGAAUGAUAGUUCUUCGUUCAAGCCCUGCUCUUCUUUACAAAUCUUUAUUGCGCAAUCUCCUGAAACCGACCACAUUAUAUCAUCUUUCUUUCUCUAGCAAACCCUUCUCUCACAAACCAAAACCCCUCUCCAUCUCCUUAAACCCUCUACCCAAUAUGUCCUCUCGUCCCUCCGCUUUCGAUCUUCUCAUGUCCAAAUCUCGCUCCUUUGCCUCCAGGAACCCCCAAGCCUCUUCUUCUCCUAAUAAGCGCAAAACCCUAAAUGUCCAAAACCCUAAACCAGGAAUUUCAUCAACUAAUGAAAUUCAAAAAAAUGCUGAAGAACCCAGUUUAGAUCACAAGAAACCCAUGGAAAUUCAACAGAUUGAACCCCAAGAUUCAGUUGAGGCCAAGACGGCCCAUGAACCAGUUGAUAAUUACGAAAGACCUGACAAGAAACCGAAAGUAGUGAGUGCUCAUGAGAGAAUUGCGGAAUUGAAGAGUAAAAUGGUCUUUUUAAAAGAAAAACCAGAUAAUUUUGAUCCUAAAACGGUGGCCUGUUGGGAAAAGGGAGAGAGAGUGCCGUUUAUUUUCUUGAGUUUGGCAUUUGAUAUGAUAUCGAACGAAUCAGGGCGGAUUGUGAUUACUAAUAUUGUGUGUAAUAUGUUGAGGACAGUCAUCGAUACGACACCUGAGGACUUGGUGGCGGUUGUGUAUUUGGCGGCCAAUAGGAUUGCACCAGCUCAUGAAGGACUGGAGCUAGGAAUUGGGGAUGCUUCUAUUAUAAAGGCGCUUGCAGAAGCAUAUGGGAGGACUGAUGCUCAGGUUAAGAAGCAGUAUAAGGAAAUGGGAGAUUUGGGCCUCGUCGCCAAAGCAAGUCGUUUAUCUCAAUCAAUGAUAUUCAAGCGGCCAGAUGCAUUAUCUAUAACUAAAGUUUUUGAUACAUUUCGGCUCAUUGCUAAGGAAUCUGGAAAAGAUAGUCAAGAGAAGAAAAAGAACAGAAUCAAGGCCCUCCUUGUUGCUGCCACCGAUUGUGAACCUCAAUAUUUGAUUCGUCUACUUCAGUCAAAGUUGCGAAUUGGUUUAGCAGAGCAAACUCUGUUAGCUGCGUUGGGUCAAGCAGCUGUCUACAAUGAACAACAUUCUAAACCACCUCCAAACAUUCAAUCUCCGUUAGAGGAGGCUGCGAAGAUUGUUAAACUAGUGUUCUCUGUACUACCUGUUUAUGAUAAAAUUGUCUCUGCUCUUCUUAGUGGUGGCGUGUGGGAUCUUCCAAAUACAUGCAGUUUUACGCUUGGUGUCCCUGUUGGACCUAUGUUAGCCAAACCAACCAAAGGGGUGUCUGAGAUCGUAAAUAAGUUCCAGGAUAUGGAAUUCACGUCUGAAUACAAGUAUGAUGGAGAACGUGCCCAGAUACAUUACAUGGAGAACGGUUCUGUUGAGAUAUACAGUCGAAAUUCUGAACGUAAUACUGGAAAGUUUCCUGAUGUUGCUCUUGCAGUUUCAAGAUUAAAGAAAUCAUCUGUAAAAUCAUUUGUUCUAGAUUGUGAACUUGUUGCUUAUGAUCGGGAUAAACAGAAGAUUUUGCCCUUUCAGAUCCUUAUUACUCGGGCCCGUAAAAAUGUGUCGGUGAGUGAUAUCAAGGUUGACGUCUGCGUAUAUGCUUUUGACAUGUUGUAUGUCAAUGGGCAACCACUUCUUCAGGAGCAACUGAAAGUUCGUAGAGAGAGACUUUACGACUCGUUUCAGGAAGAACCUGGAUUUUUUCAGUUUGCAACAGCUUUGACAUCGAGUGAUCUUGAUGAAAUACAAAAGUUUCUUGAUGCAGCUGUAGAUGCAAGUUGUGAGGGUUUAAUUAUCAAAACAUUGAAUCGAGAUGCCACAUAUGAGCCUUCAAGGCGGUCUCAUAAUUGGUUGAAACUAAAGAAAGAUUAUAUUGACAGCAUUGGAGACUCGCUAGAUUUAGUACCCAUUGCUGCAUUUCAUGGGCGUGGGAAACGUACAGGUGUUUAUGGGGCUUUUCUAUUAGCAUGCUAUGACAGCCACAACGAAGAAUUCCAAAGCAUUUGCAAAAUAGGCACUGGAUUUUCUGAAGCAGUGCUUGAAGAACGUUCUUCUAGUCUCCGCUCCAAAGUAAUUCCAAAACCAAAGCCAUAUUACCGGUAUGCAGAUACCAUCAAUCCAGAUGUAUGGUUUGAGCCCACUGAGGUCUGGGAGGUGAAAGCUGCAGAUUUAACUAUUAGCCCUGUUCACCGUGCAGCAAUUGGUGUUGUGGAUCCUGAUAAGGGCAUUUCACUUCGGUUUCCACGUCUAAUUCGUGUUCGGGAAGAUAAGAAUCCAGAGCAAGCAUCAUCAUCUGAGCAGGUUGCAGACAUGUAUAGUGCUCAAAAACACAAUCAACCAAACAAUCAAGAUGACAAUGAAGAUGAUUGAGGAGCUGGCUCAAAGUCCUCUUGCUUUCAGACAUAUCUUCUUCUAAAGUUUUGUGCUGUUUUGAGAAAAAAGAAUCCAUUGACAUAUUGCGAUGAUAACUGUUCCUAAGCCUUAAAUUUAAGAAUGAAUACCAAAUUGCACUAAGAGACAUGCAUUUGGUAUAUGAAUUGGAGUCAUCAUGCUCUCUAGACUUAGUCUGAUUUGGGUAUUGCAGCCAUCAAAAAAUUUUCAGAAUCUGUAAAGGAAAUUGUAGUUGGCUGCCACAUCAGUUUAGUAUGAUUUGUUGGAAUAUGUACUGGUUUUUCCUUAGAGCCAUUUGUAUAUAACAUUGCUAAUAACAAUGCAUGCAACGCUUAUGCAUUGUUUUUUCUAUGA